UUCUAUAUUCAAUGUAUGUUGAUGCAAAAGAUUGCGUCAAAACGAAUUUUACGUGUGGUAGUGAUGAAUAUAAAGUAAAGUUAAAAUCAGGAUCGGAAAUGCCUUGUGGCAACGGAACAGUUUGUAAUAAAGAUUAUGAAUCGCCAUGUAUGCCAUGUGUACCAUGCAAGAAAUCAAUAAAGUAUGAAUGCGUACCUGAUGAUAAAAAUAAGAUAAAACUUGUUGAUUUAGGUUUCAAAGUUGAUUGUAGUGAUGGGAAAAUUUGUAAUGCUGACAUUGAUUAUUGUAGACCUUGUAUCGAUGAUUCUACUACAACGGAAUUUUGGACUACUACCCAAGCUUCGACGAUUAAGGAAUGUGAUAAAAAUGUAUUUCAAUGUUUUGAUGACGAUCCAAGAAAAGUUAAGAUUAAUGGUUUUGAUGUAAAAUGCGAUGAUCAAAUGCAAUGUAACAAGGAAUACUUAGAGCCAUGCAAACCUUGUAUCUCCAUGGAGACGACAACUGAAUUAUCUACUACUGAGCUUACAACAACAAUAUUGACAACUGAAUUAUCAACUACAGAAGUGACAAGUGAAGCAUCAACUACUUCAUUAUCAAAAGAGACAACAAUUCAAUUGUCCACAACAGAAGUCAUAGUACCCUCAACUACAGAAGUUACAAGUGAAGUAUCGACUGCUUCAGUAACUACUGAUUCAUCAACAUCAGAAACAACAAUUCAACUGUCAACCACAGAAGUCACAGUACCGUCAACUUCAGAAACUACAAGUGACAUAUCAACAACUGUUUCCUCAACUACAGAAAUUACAACAAAAAUUACAGUACCAUCUACUACAUUAUUAACAACUGACUUAUCAACCACAGAAACAUCAACAGAAGCUACAGUACCGUCGACAGUAGUUACAACAGACUCAUCGACUACAGAAAAUAUGAUAUCAUCUACUACAAAAGAUUUAGUAUCGUCACCUACAGAAGUUACAUCUGUCUCAUCAACUACAGAAGUUACAACUGACUCAUCAACUACAGAAGAUAUAGUAUCAUCUACUACAAAAGAUACAUCUGACUCAUCAACAACAGAAGUUACAACUGACUCAUUAACUACAGUAGUUAUAACAGACUCAUCAACUACAGAACAUAUAAUAUCAUCUACUACAGAAGGUGUUGUAAUGUCAAGUAUAGUAGCUUCAACAGACUCAUCAACUACAGAAGUUAUAUCUGACACAUCAACUACAGAAGAUGUAGUAAAGUCGACUACGGAAGAUGUUGUAUCUUCCACUACAGCAGUUACAACAGACUCAUCUACUGCAGAAGAUGUGGAAUCCUCGACUACAGAAGUUACAUCUGACACAUCAACUACAGAAAAUAUAAUAUCAUCUACUACAGAAGUUACAUCUGAGUUAUCAACAACAGAAGUUACAACUGACACUACAACUACAGAAGAUGUUAUAUCGUCGACUACAGCAGUUACAACAGACUCAUCAACUACAGAAGAUAUAAUAUCAUCUACUACAGAAGUUACAAGUGACUUAUCAACAACAGAUGUUACAACUGACUCAGCAAUAACAGAAGAUAUGGUAUCAUCUUCUACAGAAGAUUUUAUAUCGUCGACUACAGUAAUUACAACAGACUCAUCAACUACAGAAAAUAUAAUAUCAUCCACUACAGAAGACGUUGCAUCGUCAACUAUAGUAGUUACAACAGACGCAUCAACUACAGAAUAUAUAAUAUCAUCUACUACAGAAGAUGUAUUAUCGUCGUCUACAAAAGUUACAUCAGACAUAUCAACUACAGAAGAUUUAGUAUCGUCGACUACAGUAGUUACAACAUACUCAUCAACUACAGAAGAUGUUCCACCUUCGACUACAGCAGUUACAACAGACUCAUCUACACCAGAAGAUGUGGUAUCGUCGACUACAGAAGUUACAUCUGAUACAUCAACUACAGAAAAUAUAAUAUCAUCUACUACAGAAGUUACAAUAGACUCUUCAACUACAGAAGAUAUAAUAUCAUCUACUACAGAAGACUUAUCAACAACAGAAGUUACAACUGACUCAUCAACCACAGAAGAUAUAGUAUCAUCUACUACAGAUGAUAUAGACUCGUCAACUACAGAAGUUACAACUGAUUUAUCAACCAUAGAAUUAUCAACUGAACAAUCAAGUACACAAUUUAUCACUAAUAUAUCUACUGAAUUUACAACUGAAAUGUUAAUAACUUCAACAGUAAAAUCUUGUGACGAAAAUGUAUUUAUAUGCUUUGAUGAUGAUUUAAAAAAAGUAGGUAUUUUAGGUUUUGAUAUGUACUGUUCAGAUAACGAAAUAUGUAACAAAAAUUAUCAAGAUCCAUGUAAACCUUGCAUUUCUUCAGUCGACUUCUCAACAACCGAAUUAUUUACAUCAACUACCAUGGAAACGACAACUAUGAUCAACCAAUGCAAGAAGAUUUUUACCUGUCCAGAUGAUCCGGUAAAAGUCAAAAUUGGUCAGUUUGAGUUUAGCUGUAAACCCAAUGAAAUAUGUAAUAAGAAUUACGUGGAACCUUGCGAUCCAUGCAUUUUAAACAAUGAUUCUACAUCUACUGAACUUUCCACUACUACAGAUGUGUCAACAACAGAAAAACAAUGCAACAAAGAGAAAUAUACCUGCGUUUUAAAUGAUCCUACGACAGUGAAAGUUGGAGAAUUCGAGUUCUCGUGCUCGAGUAGUAAAAUUUGCAAUUAUAACUACGAGGAGCCUUGCGAUGCUUGUAUCGAUUACGUGAGCACAACAACUGAAACUGUUACUACUAGUUGUCCUAAGAAUUAUGAGUGCGUUGUUGGAGAACCACGAAAGAUUAAGGUGGGAAGCUUCGAACUGUCUUGCGAAGCUGGUAAAAUAUGUAAUUCCGAUUACCAGGAGCCGUGCCAACCUUGUAUUAUUUCCAAUGAGAUAACGACAAUUAGUACUCCAGAUGUAUGCACUUUGGAAUUCGAAUGCUUUCCCGAUGACCCAACAAAGAUUAAAGUUGGCGAAUUCGAAUUUUCCUGUCUUGAUGAGAAAAUCUGUAAUAAUGAUACUACCGUAAUUUGCGAAAGUUGCAUUUUGUCUACUACUACAAUUACCACAGUUACUACUCCCAUGGGUUGCAUUAAGCAAUUUGAAUGUGUUUCUGGAGAUCCAACAAAGAUUAAAAUUGGUGAAUUUGAGCUUUCAUGUUUUGAAGGAAAAAUAUGUAAUGAUGGUAUAAGUGAAUCAUGUGAACCUUGUAUUAUUUCAACAACUACCUCCAUUCCGUCAUCCACUACAACACCAAGUAGUUGCAUAAAGAAAUUUGAGUGUGUACCAGGAGACCCAACAAAGAUUAAAAUUGGUGAUGCUGAGCUGUCUUGUUCUGAAGGAGAAAUAUGUAACGAUGGUAUAAGUGAAUCUUGUGAACCCUGUAUUAUUUCAAAUGGGACAACUACCUUCAUUCCGUCAUCUACUACAACACCGAGUGGUUGCAUAAAGAAAUUUGAGUGUGUACCAGGAGACCCAACAAAAAUUAUAAUUGGCGACGCUGAGCUGUCUUGUUCUGAAGGAGAAAUAUGUAACAAUGGUAUAAGUGAAUCUUGCGAACCAUGUAUUAUUUCAAAUGAGACAACUACCUUAAAACCGACAUUUACUACUCCAAGUGGUUGCAUGAAGAAAUUUGAAUGUGUACCAGAAGACCCAACAAAGGUUAUAAUCGGUGAUGUUGAGCUGUCCUGUUCUGAUGGAGAAAUAUGUAACAUGGAUACAAGCAAAAUAUGUGAAACUUGCAUUAAAGAUGAUAGUACUUCUAUUCUUACUACACCGAUGACAACUGAAAUCAUGACCACUGCUGAUGUCUGCCGUGAACAGUUUAAAUGUUUAUCCAAUGAUCUGAGUACAGUUCUAAUUGGGAACGAUUUGGUUGAAUGUGAAAUUGGCCAAGUUUGUAAUAUCAAUUACGAAUUUCCGUGCGAACCAUGUAUAGAAUCUGAUGAUAAUAUUCCAUCGAGUUGCAGUAAGGACAAAUUUCAAUGUAUAGAUAAUGAACCUGGUCAAGUCAUAGUUAAUGGUGGAUUAAUUGAAUGUGGUGCAAAUACUAUAUGUAAUAAAAAUUACGUAGAUCCAUGCAGUCCAUGUAUAAAAUCUGAUGAAAAUCUGAUGAAUCUGAGUUGUAGUGUAGACAAGUUUGAAUGUGUAGACAAUGAUCCUGGCAAAGUCAUAGUUAAUGGUGGAAUAAUUGAAUGUGGUACAAAUACUAUAUGUAAUAAAAAUUACGUAGAUCCAUGCAGUCCAUGUAUUGAGUCAGAUGAAAAUAUUCCAUCGAGUUGUAGUAAAGACAAGUUUGAAUGUGUGGACAAUGAUCCUGGUAAAGUCAUAGUUAAUGGUGGAAUAAUUGAAUGUGGUACAAAUACCAUAUGUAAUAAACAUUACGUAGAUCCUUGCAGUCCGUGUGUUACAAAUUAUGAGAUGUCUCUUGAUGUACCUAAUAACAGUAUUAUCAACUGUAAUGAUGGUAAUUCUGAGCAGUGUAGGAAGAACUUGAAGGACCCGGACUAUUACUAUGUAUGCGUACGGUAUUUACUCUUCUACAAAACAGAUAUUCGACGAUGUUCUGACAUACUUGAAGACCCAAUUUGCAAAACGACUGACGUUUGCAGAAAAUAAUUCCAAGAGUGAAUUUGUAAUUUCUUAUUUUCCUCCAUUUGGAUACAUUUAGUCUUUAAAAUUUAAG
Molecule: messenger RNA, 4716 nt
Organism: Nicrophorus vespilloides
Lineage: Eukaryota; Metazoa; Arthropoda; Insecta; Coleoptera; Silphidae
Product: probable GPI-anchored adhesin-like protein PGA55
Exons: 18
Coding region: 12-4649 (1545 amino acids)
Source: RefSeq, a predicted model, not a curated record